GACCCAGCCUAUGCCUCCUUCCUCUUCGAUGAGCUCCACCGCCUGCAGUGGCCCCAUCAUGGCAGCUGCAUUUCCUCCGACGCCCGCUGCGAUGUCUGCGGCACCCCUUUCCAGCAGCUGAGGUGUCUCGCUCUGCGUCGGGCACUGGGCAUCAGCAGGAAGAUGACGCCUCGCCCUGCCACACCCAGUGUCCCCACCACCCCUGCCUGCUGCCCCCGGGACUCAGAGAGCAGCUGGGGGGCUGAUGAGCUGCCGCUGAAGCAGCAGAGAUGGAUGUACGAGGAGCAGCAACAAGUGGGCGGGACACCGUGGGGAUGGGGAGGAGUACGGAGCACCUACCUGGGAGGGGGAGGAGUUAAAGGGCUUGCCAUAGUCACACCCCUCAAUGCACACAACUACCUGGAGGGGGUGUGGAGGGUGUCAUGCUGCAGACCAGAGCUUCAGCAGACUACGGGUCUGACUUCAGGUCCAGGUCAUGUGACCACGAGAAGCGCCACCACCCAGGACGUCCCGGUUAAAGCAGCGGCUCAGAGCAUCUCCACCCAAACCAGCCCGGCUCCGUCGGCUGCAGCCGCCUUCUUCAUCAGGGCAGCUCAGAAGCUCAGUCUGUCCCGCAGGAAGAAGUCCCAGCCGGGCCCCUCCUCCCCCCCCGACGAGGCCCCGGGCCCGCCGCUGGUCUUCACCGGGGGCUUCAGCGGAGCCCUGCAGCUCUCGCCUCCCGCCGUCCCACCAUGUCUGCUCCGGGCGGGGUCGAAGGUGAAGGACACGCCGGGGAUGGGGAAGGUCCGGGUGAUGGUCCGGAUCUGCUCGGUCCCCAGCGGCGAGUCCUCGGACUCCAUGUCCUUCCUGAAGGUGGACGGCAGGAAGAAGCAGCUCACGCUUUGUGAGACGGCCGGAAGCUCGUCUCAGAGACGAUCUUCGGCUGCGGCUCAGAAGACCUUCAGCUUCGAUGCCGUCUUCACGCAGGACGCUUCGCAGGCUGAGGUGUGUUCGGGGGCGGUGUCAGAGGUCAUCCAGUCGGUGGUGAACGGCGCCGACGGCUGCAUCUUCUGCUUCGGACACGCCAACCUGGGGAAGACAUACACCAUGAUUGGUCGGGAGUGCUCCACACAGAGUCUGGGCGUGGCACCGACGGCCAUCUCCUGGCUCUUUAAGUUGAUCGAGGAGCGCAGGGAGAAGUCUGGGGCUCGUUUCUCCGUCAGGGUGUCGGCGGUGGAGAUCUCCGGCCGUGAGGAGAUGCUCAUCGACCUCCUGGCCGAACUCUCCUCCUCAGCUGGAGCCCACCAGGAGGUCUCGCUGCAGGAAGACCCUCUUUGUGGAUCUCAGCUCCAGAACCAGACGGAGCUCCGGGUCACCUGCGCUGAGCGGGCAGCGUUCUUCCUGGAUGCCGCUCUGGUAGAGAGACGGAGCAACCGAAGGCCCAACGACCAGGAAGCCCGACGGAACUCGCACUUCCUGUUCACGCUGCACCUGUACCAGGAGAGGCCGGACAAGAGCAGCAAGGCAACAAUGUCAGGCAGGAGUCGUCUCCACUUCCUGGACCUGGGCAGCUGCGAGACGGACAUCAGCAGGACCAGAGAGGGAGGCGGAGGCCAGUGUCUGUCUCUAUCCGCCCUGGGAAAUGUCAUCCUAGCGCUGGCCAACGGAGCCAAGCAUGUUCCCUACAGGGACAGCAAGCUCACCAUGCUGCUCAGAGAAUCUCUGGGUAACAUCAACUGUCGAACCACCAUGAUCGCGCACGUCUCGGAUUCUCCGCUGAACUACCUGGAGACGCUGACCACGGUCCAGCUGGCCUCACGAAUCCACCGCCUGAGGAAGAAGAAGGCCAAAUAUGCUUCCAGCUCUUCUGGAGGGGAGAGUUCCUGUGAGGAAGGCCCUGCCCGUCGGCCUCCUCCUCUCCGACCCCUCCACCCUCGCAUCGUGGCUCUGGACUCAGAGACCCCCCUGCUUCCCUCCAGUGAUCCCGACUAUUCCUCUAGCAGUGAACAGUCCUGUGACACUGUCAUCUACAUUGGGCCUGGAGGGACAGCAAUAUCCGACCGAGAGCUGAGUGACAACGAGGGUCCACCUUCCUUUGUUCCCAUCAUUCCCUCUCUGAACAAAAAACGAGCCAAAGUCACACCCAGGAGAGACGGAGAUCACUUGAAGUGCAACACGUUCGCGGAGCUGCAGGAGAGACUUGAUUGCAUCGAUGGCAGUGAAGGUCUGGCAGCUUCUAAAGCCUCAGAGGAAACUCAUCCACCUGAAUCCCAGAGCACAAAGAGUCCUGAUCAGAGAGAAUCCAGACUCCUCUCAGACGGGACCCUACCAUCCUCUAAAAGGACAAGUGCUGAUGGUGAGAAGCUUACAGCUGCCCCCGUUUACCCAUGUUUGGUGGGGUCCAGCGGGAGUUUCUCCCUGGAUUCAGAGCCUGUGGUGCGUGAGAAAGUAAGAGGCAAACCCAAGCUGCAACCCUCACAAACCUCUGCCCCAACAUCUGCAACAGUCACGCCUGGAGAAGCUCCCAGCAGGACUCCCCCUGUCGGCAUGAGCUACCAGGUGCCAUCCGACACAUUUAGUCCCCCUCAUGUCAACAAAUACCCCAUGGAGGUCAGCGGUUUUCGUGCUGCUCUUCUAGGAAGGUGCAUGGACAGAGACUUCCUGAGGACUACAGUCACGCUGCAGCAGCCUGUGGAGUUGAACGGGGAGGAUGAGCUUGUUUUCACUGUCAUCGAGGAGCUUCCACUCAGCCUCAUUCCGGGCAACGGCCGCCCACCCAACCUCCUGAGCUUCAACGCAGAUCGCUCGCCGCAGGCCUUGACAACAGGCUCGCGACCAGUCAGCAUCAUCGCAAGCAUCAACGAUGAGUAUGAUGCUUACACUUCUCAGCACGGGGCUGAGGGGUCAGACUGCAGGACACUUGUUGGAAGUGAAGGCAGUGGUUUAACAAACAGGCUUCACUUCAGGGAGGAGACUUCAUCCGUUUUGAGCUCACCGAGUAUAUUUCAUAGAGAGAGAUUCCUGCAGCAUGGUCUGAAGAGCACAUUGAACGACAGCGGUGUCUGUUUCUCAGAGCUGGACAGUGACCCUGCAACUCCACAAAAACCCUCUUUUACCGAGCACUCUCCUUCCCCCGAUUUAGCCAAAGUCCCCUCCAAAGGCUCCCCUAAGAUGAGAGCCAGCACCCUGAACACCUCAGCAACAACCCAGAAUCCCCCAAAUACCACCCACUCAAGUCUUCCCAGAAAAAACAAACCUACCUCAUCUGCUGCUGUGGGUUGCAGCAGGCAGGAAGGAAGACACGAGAAUCUUUUGCUUCAGGGAAGCAGAUUCGUCGAUCCCAGAGAGGCUGGGGUUCUCUGUGAUGGUAAGUCAGUGAGAAGUGGCACGAAUACCAUUUCCUCUAGGAAAUAUGGAGGGAACAGCAACAGCAUGCCUAGACCUCCAAAGACGCAGAUAUCGUCAGCUCAGAGGGUUGUGGAUGGUUGUGAGAAGCCCACCAACAGGAGAGGAGACACCCUCAUCAAGAUGCCUCGACUCACUCGAGGUGCGACGACCCUGGGAACUGUUUCCACUCCCCAGAGCUCGGAACCGAAGUGGAGUCACGAGGCUGCCUCGGAGAUCGGGAUGAUAAGGUUUUCAUCACUCGGAAAAAAGUCAAACGAACAAAAGAGCAUGAUCUCUAAGUUUGGAUCUGAAAACAUCUCUCAUCUUAUUCCACCUUUCAGACAGUCCAGCCAAGAACAGAAAACAAGUUCUCCAAGUGCCUUAAAGACGAGCAGUGACGGUGGGAAGUUUGUUUUCCCCAAAACUUCAACCCCAGAGGAGGAAUUCAUUGUCAGGCUUCCAGCAGAUUCAUUCAGCCACAGGACAUCUAGCUUAAAAACUGAUCAUGGUUCUCUGAGGACAUCUUCCAGCCUGAAGACACGAGGAGCCAAAGCAGAUUCUUCCAGGUUUUAUGGGAGUUUAAUGUCUCUGGAAAGAUGUGACAGUCCACCAUCACCAAGCUCAAAAUCGGAGGUGUUUAAGGAUAGUAGCAGCAAGUCCAACAGAUCAGCACCAAAACUCAAUCUUCCAGCCUCAAACUCCACCUUGUCUUCUCAAGUUUCUUCUGCGGCUUAUGCAACCAGCAACAAACUGGGUCAGGUCCGAGGUGCUGUCGGAUCAAGAGCUGCUGCUUCUGGAGGACUGAAGGCUCGAUCAUUGUCAACCAGCAGCUCGAAGAGCUUUAGUUCCUCUCCCAAACCUUCAGAAACUCCAGCUGUGUACAGCACCGGCAGCCUUCCUCCAACCGGCAGAUCUCCUUCUCGAGCCGGAAACGGAGCUAAGCUGGGACGAGGCACCAUCAUGGGCACAAAGCAGGUCGUCAACAGGGUGGCUAACAGCCGGGUCAGCGAGCUAGCUGCUGGGAGGAAGCAGCUCAGCCGGGGACUCGGAGAAAGUGAGAGCUGCGACAGUGGGACGAGCAGCGCGAGCAGGUCGCCGCUCGGUACGCCGCUGCCGUCGCCCUACAGUAAGAUUACCGCGCCUCGCAGGCCGCAGCGCUACAGCAGCGGGCACGGCAGCGACAAUAGCAGCAUCCUCAGCGGCGAGCUGCCCCCCGCUAUGGGCCGCACGGCCCUGUUCUAUCACAGCGGGGGCAGCAGCGGCUACGAGAGCAUGAUCCGGGACAGCGAGACCACCGGCAGCACCUCAUCGGCGCAUGACUCCAUGAGCGAAAGCGGAGCGUCCUCGUCCAACAGAGGCCGGGUGUCCAAGUCCCCCAAGAAGAGAGGAAAUGGAGCCUUCCUGCGGCGGAGGCUGAUCCCAGCUCCGCUCCCUGAUGCCUCAUCUCUGGGCAGGAAGUGGGUGGACCUCCCCCCGGUGGGCGGGGCACUGAAGGAGCCGUUCGAGAUCAAGGUGUACGAGAUCGACGACGUGGAGCGUCUACAGAGGGGGAAGGAGGUGGGCUCCGAGCAGCCGUUUCAGGACGUGGAGAAGGGCCUGCUGUACUUCAACGCCCGGCUGAGGAUGCUGGAGAGGCGGCAGCAGCAGAUCAGGGAGCUGAGGAGCAAACACGAGCAGCUGAAGGUGGAGCUGGAGGAGGCCAAGGUCCGGCUGAUGCUCCAACCCAGCAGGUGGACCGGAGAGUUUGACGUGGACCAGGACUUGGACCGGGAGUCCCAAGAGUACCUGGAGGCUCUGGCUCAGGCGACGGCAGAGCUGGACGACUGCGUCAGCCUGUGCAAGUCCCGCCUGAUGAUGGAGACCUGCUUCGACAUCAGCAUCAGCACCGGCAGCAUGCAGGGGGGUCACCGGGGGACGUAGACGUCACGGCGUCGCUCGCUCGCUCCCGGGGAGGAAAACGUUAAAGAACUGAAGGUUCUGGAUCAGAUCUGUGAAGGAAGCUCAGGAAGUGCCUUUCUCUUUAUUAUCCACCCGAUUAUUUAAGUUUGUUUUCUCUUAUUUAUUAUUAUUUUGUAUUUAUUUGGUUAUUUAUGGUGCUAAUUCACUUUUUCUUAUGCAACGUGACUAAAAUAACAUCAGUGAGUUUUUAAAACAGAAUAAUCUGACUAAAGACGUCUGUGGCUCCUGCUGGUUUUCAGCUCCGUGAGUUUUCUGAAUCAGACAAAAGCUGGACUUCCUGCAGACCCAGAGGUGAGGAAAUGUUCUGAAGUCCUGAGAAUCUGCCUCCUUUUAUGUUUUGUUUUUUAAAUCUUUUGGUUGUUUUUACAUCUGGGAUAAACAAGCUGCUGGAAACGGAUCAGAAACAACCCGAAGGAACCGCAGAGAGAGAAAAACCCCAAAGACUCAGAUAAAAUAGUUGUGAAAAACUAGAGAUUUACCUGCAGAAUAUUUUACUGAGAACAAAAGAUAACUGAUCUGUUCGUAAACUCGUUGGUUUCUGUAAAUCUUUUAUACAAACUUCUGUAAAUAUGACUCGGAUCAAAAAAAGUCGAGACAUUAUGUAAAAUAUUCAAAUGUUUCAAACAGAACGUGAUGAUUUAUAAAUCUCAAACACACAUUUGAUUCACAGAGGAACAUGAUCAACCCUGCAGAAGACCUGAAAGGCAAGAAGGAAAGAAAAAAAAAUGUCUAAGUUUUGUUUCUCUUGACUUUAAGUCAUGCGGUGAGUAAAAAUAAAUAAAUAAAUAAAUAAAAUUCAAAAUCAAAAUAUUUUAAUAUUAUUUUACCCUGAAGGUGAACAUUAAAAAAUUGUGAUGUGCAAUUUUUUUUUUUAGCAAUUCUUUCAUUUCUACUACGGAAGAGGA
Austrofundulus limnaeus is the source of this 6230-nucleotide messenger RNA. Its product is annotated as kinesin-like protein KIF26A. Gene Ontology annotation, biological process: microtubule-based movement. The record is from RefSeq and is a predicted model, not a curated record. Gene Ontology annotation, molecular function: microtubule binding; ATP binding; microtubule motor activity. Lineage: Eukaryota; Metazoa; Chordata; Actinopteri; Cyprinodontiformes; Rivulidae.